AUGGCGCACACGCGCGCGAACAGCCCGCCGGCUUCGAAUGGCGCUGCAGCCGUCCAGCCGGCUGCCAAAUCCGAAUCUGCAAUGCCCAAGCUGAACAACGAGGUCGAGCUCGGGGACCUCCCCAGCGAUGCCGCCCAGAACGACAUCAUGCAGAUGGCGAGGAUAGGAGACAUUCCGGGCAUGCAGAAGCUGUUCGACGCCGGCGAGUUUGAUGCGACGUACACGGACGACGAGGGCAUCACGCCGCUACAUUGGGCAGCCAUCAACAACCAGUUCGCUAUGUGCAAGUUCCUCAUCGACAGCGGCGCCGAGAUCAACAAGAAGGGAGGCGAGAGCAUUGCGACGCCUCUGCAAUGGGCCGCCCAGCGGUGCCACUACUACACGGUCCACCUUCUCCUCCAGCACGGCGCGGACCCGUUGAUCACCGACGCCCAGGGUUACAACACGUUGCACAUCAGCACCUUCAACGGCAACGUCCUCCUCAUAGUGCUGCUGCUCCACCAGGGCAUCCCGGUGGACGUGGAGGAUGCCUUUGGCCACACGGGCCUGAUGUGGUCCGCCUACAAGGGGUUUCCGGCCUGCGUCGAUGUCUUUCUGCGGUGGGGCGCGAGCGUGCACGCAAAGGACGAGCAGGGGUUCACGGCGCUGCACUGGGCUCUCGUCAAGGGCAGCCCGGGGUGCGUCCAGAAGGUCAUCGAGUACGGCGCGGACAGGUUCGCCAAGACCACGACUGGCAAGACGCCGUCCAUUACGGCGCAGGAGCUAAACACAACUGGGGCGUGGCACAAGGCACUUAACGAGUGUGGCUACGACGACGACGGCAACGCCAUCGUGCCGAGCUGGCCAGGCGCAUCCUAUCUCCUGAAGGACAGGCGGGGAUUCAUGACCAAGUUCUUCUACCUGUGGCCGUUCCUCAUGGUCUGGUCGUUCCUGUUCAUCGUCUCGGGCAUGCCCGUCUAUGCCGGCGUCCCAAUCGGCUUCGUUGUCGCCUAUUCCGUUCAUUGGGUGGGCCAGCAGGUGCUUGCCUACGCGCCUCCGAAUAUGAGACAGUUCGAGAAGACGCCUUGGAUGUCUGGCAUCUUCGCCGCGUCCCUUUUCCUAGUUGGUACCAAUUGGCUCUUUACCGUUUUCCCCAAGACGGCGUUUGGGUCUGAUCCAACAUGGGUGCUCAAUCUUGCCUUUGCCGUUUUCUUUUCCUUCACGGCCUGGUUCUACGUCAGAUGCAUGGUCGACGACCCGGGUUUUGUACCCAAGCUCAACGGCAUAGCUGAGCAAAAGGCCGUCAUCGAUGAGCUGAUUCAGACUUGGAGGUUCGACGAGUCCAACUUUUGUGUUACGUGCAUGAUCAGGACGCCGUUGAGGAGCAAGCACUGCCGGAGGUGCCAGCGCUGCGUUGCCAAGCACGAUCACCAUUGCCCGUGGGUCUAUAACUGCAUCGGGGUCAAUAACCACAGGCAUUUCUUCCUUUACUUGAUCAGCAUGGCCUUUGGUGUCAUUACGUUCGACAUUUUGACCUACAAUUAUCUUUCUGUCGCUUCCGCCGGUGCCUCGGAGGAAUGCAACAUCCUCUCUCCAUCGCUCUGCCGCGUCGUCAAUGCCGAUGCCCACAGCUUGCUCCUCGCGAUGUGGGCAUCGCUGCAGCUGACGUGGGUAUCCAUGCUCCUAUUUGUGCAGUUCAUACAGGUCACGCGCGCCAUGACCACGUACGAAAACAUGUUUGGCGUGGGCAAUAACGCUUCGGCGUCGCUCAACAGUGCCUUCACAUCGACGGGCGCACCUCUCGACCCCUCCCAGCUUCCGCCUUCGGGAUCCGCUGCGCAACCUGAUGCCGGAGGCCACGGUCAUGGUCACGGCCACGGCGGCCACGGCCACAAGCAUGGCGGCAUGCUCAAGCAGUGGGGCAGGCUGCUGGGCGUCGACGCCUUUGUCGAGACCGCCACUGGCCGGGGCGCUGCCACCAACAAGAACAACAAGCGCCGCAGAUCCAACCCCUACAGCCGCGGUUGCCUGACAAAUUGCAAAGACUUUUGGUGCGACCCAGCUCCCCUACUAGGCAAGCGCGAGACGGGCGCCGCUAUCCUCGACGGCCAACCUGUCAACUACACCGAGUUGUACGAGAGCCCGACCAUGAUGGAUAGCGCUCCUAGAGCCCGGAGAUCGGGCGGCUAUGAGGCAGUGGCCGAGGAAGAGGUAUGA
Lasiosphaeria miniovina is the source of this 2196-nucleotide messenger RNA. RefSeq lists its product as uncharacterized. The record is from RefSeq and is a predicted model, not a curated record. Gene Ontology annotation, cellular component: Golgi membrane. Gene Ontology annotation, molecular function: protein binding; palmitoyltransferase activity. Gene Ontology annotation, biological process: protein palmitoylation. NCBI's taxonomy places the organism in Eukaryota, Fungi, Ascomycota, Sordariomycetes, Sordariales, Lasiosphaeriaceae. The transcript is spliced from 6 exons. Bases 1 to 2196 code for a protein of 731 amino acids.